AUGGACAGUAAAAUGGAGAUUUUAGAAUUUAUAACUGGGCAGCUGAGCAUGGGUUCCUUGCCACUGGACCACGAGUUGAUAAAUAACAUCCAAGAGUUCGUGGCGAGUAACGAAGGCGAGCGCUCCGACCGCGCGUGGCUGGCGGUGCUGGCGCGCGUGCGCUGCGCCGCCCCCGCGCGCGCCGCCCCCGCGCGCGCCGCCGUGCCGCGCCCGCGUGUGCUGUGGCGCCUCGACGCCAUGCUCGACCAGUACGAGGACGCCAUCAGGCAAUUCUUCAACAUUCCUAAUCCGUCCACUCGGGAUAUCGAUGAAUUUUUCGAAUAUUUAGGAUCGAAAGUUGAAACCGAUACCGACGCCCGGGAUCGUAUCCGACCGUUUUUUCCGGCAUUAGUCGACUUGCAGCCGAGAUCGGCGGCAGCUAUGUUCAGUGAGAGCUGGUGCGAUUCAGUGGCUUCGAUUUUAAAGUUAGUAAGGGUAAACAAGAGAUUAGACUUUUGUGAGAGUCUUUUGGAAUCGGGGCGCCUUCGAGACGAGGCCGCGACGAUUUACCUAAAAGAUUUAAGCGUGUCGCGUCCCAAAGAUGUCAAAAGUAUUUUAGUAAAAAACCAAGGGAUCAUCAGACCGGAGGAUGCGCUUCGCAUCGUUCGAGAAGUGGGUGUCAAGGACGCGGAGCCGGCGUGCCUGGAGGCGACGGGCGACCAGGCCGGCGCUCUAGAGGCUCUCUUAGGGCUCAUAGCGUCGACCGACGACGAGGAAGACAGGACGGAACUGAUAAACGAGGCGAGCAGCCUCUGCCUGCGCGUGGGCCCCACGGUGCCGGCAGAGGUCGCCGCAGAGCUGUGGACGAGGCUACUGCGCAGCGUGGCGGCCGUGCCGCCGGCGCUGCUGUUCGAGGCGAUACAGUACCUGCCGCUGGAGGAGCUAGUGGUGCGCUCGUGCCGGUCCGUGGCGGUGGCGGGCGCGGUGGUGCGUGGCGGCGCGGCGCGGCGCGCGGCCUGGCGCGGCGCGGCGGCCGUGGCGCGGCGCGAGGCGCACGAGGCGCUGGCGCGCGCGCUGGUGGCAGCGCGGCGCGCGCUGGCUGUGCGCGGCGCGUGCGGCGGCUGCGGACGCGCGCUGGCCGCGCCGGGCGUGGCGGGCGUGCGCACCGCGCACUGCGCGCGCGCCUUCCACACGGACUGCGCGGUGGAGGCGACGUGCGCGUGCGGGCGGCGCGCGCCAGCGGACGCGCUGGCGCUGGCGCCCGCGCCGCCGCGGCGCGACCCGCCGCCGGCCCCGCACGACCUGCUCCUCCUGGCGCCGCCCAGACCCGACCUGGAAGGUGUCGUG
Messenger RNA from Brenthis ino (lesser marbled fritillary), 1326 nucleotides. Lineage: Eukaryota; Metazoa; Arthropoda; Insecta; Lepidoptera; Nymphalidae. The record is from the annotation of a GenBank genome assembly.